AUAUACACUUCUUGCCAACUCAUUGAAUUUGAUUUGAUAGGACUAAUCGCAUUCCUUCUUAAAUUGUUUUCCUUAGUAUUAUUCUUACACUAAAAAGUUAAAAUCAUACACACAUAACUUCCUUUCCAUACCGCAUUCCCACUCCCUCUUAACCACCACACCAAACUUCUCUUCGUCAGUUCGUCAAUCUACAUAUCUCUGAGCUUUUCUCCAUUCGUUAAAAUGGCCAUUCAGGCUGAUUAUGGGCUUCUAUGGAACAAUGUUGCAUCUGCCGGAGGGGCUAAUGCUUCCUGUUUCAGUCCUCCUCCUCUCCCUCAACAUCUUCACUUUCAACUCAUGGAUUUACCCCUUAAUUUCGCCAUCACCGAGUUUGACAAGCAGAAAUGGGAUACAGAUCGAUUCAUCUAUUCACAGAACGAAAGGUUGAAGGCUAUUCUAGAAGAACAGAGGAAGGAACAGCUGAUACUGAUCUUAAGAAAAUUUGAAGCGAAAACUAAAGGUCUAUUCGAACAGAAGGAUGAAGAGAUAGCAGCGGCGAUGAAGAGGACGGCGGCGCUUGAAGCCAUACUGAAACGGCUGGAGAUUGAGAAGCAGACGUGGCAGAUGGCGGCGAAGGAGAGGGAAGCAACGGCGUCGUUUCUCGUAGGCAAGUUUGAGCGCUUGAGAGAGAGCAUGUGGAAUUCGUCGGGAAAUAAUAGUGCGGAAGAUGCGACUUCAUCAUGCGGUGGUCGUCGUCGGCGGCACCACGGUGACGGCGAUCAUCAUAAUUUGUUGAAUUCAUCGUCGGUGGAAGAUAAAGGGAGAAUGAUGAUCUGCAAAAGGUGCAAUGUGCAGGGAUCGUGCCUAGUGUUUUUGCCGUGCAGGCACCUCUGUUCAUGCAAAUCGUGCGAGGCCUUGCUUGAUUCCUGCCCCAUCUGCAAAGUCCCUAAGAAAGCUUGUAUCGAAGCCUACCUCUGAUAUAAUCAUUUUACUCACAAGUAAAAUACGAGUAAUUGAUUAUUUUAAGCAAAACUUACUCCGUAUAUUUUCAUCUCUCCUUGUAAGUGUAAAAUUUCACUUUCCAUUGUUGUCACUUCUAAUUCUUGUUCGCAAGUGACACAAUUAAUACUCCGUAUUUGUGAUGUUAAGACUCGUCUAAGGUAAGAGAAUAAUUUAUUCUUAUUCGCGAUCUCCCUACGUCAUAAAUAGCACAGCUCAAGUCAUUAAAUCGUCCUUAAAAUUCUCCCUCCAUCCCACUCAGAAAUUCCCGCUUUCCUUUUCAGCAUUCCAAAAAAGAAGUUCCCAUUCCAUUAAAUGACAAGUUAUCUACAUCAAAACAGUAUCAAACAGUGUCAAAAUAGUAACCCUAUUUAGUUUAUUUCUUAAUAUGUGUGUAAGUCAAACUGGGAACUUCUUACUGGAAUGGAGGUAGUACGAGAAAACUCUCCGCAUCGAUGUAAUGACUUCUGUAAAACUUUGUCUUUUCAUUUGUCCAAAAAAAACUCAUCAAUUUCUAAU
Cuscuta epithymum is the source of this 1497-nucleotide messenger RNA. The record is from the annotation of a GenBank genome assembly. NCBI's taxonomy places the organism in Eukaryota, Viridiplantae, Streptophyta, Magnoliopsida, Solanales, Convolvulaceae.